Clonostachys solani is the source of this 4419-nucleotide messenger RNA. NCBI's taxonomy places the organism in Eukaryota, Fungi, Ascomycota, Sordariomycetes, Hypocreales, Bionectriaceae. The record is from the annotation of a GenBank genome assembly.
AUGAAUAGUCAACACCCCCACGGUGGUAGCGGUGGUGCGCCAUACGACAGAGAGCGCGAGAUCGAAGAGCAUCGACACCGUGAGGAAAUGGCUUAUCGCGAAAUGAAGCACCAGGAAGAGCUUGUCCGUCGCGACCAAGAACGAGACGCUCGCGAACGAAGUGACCGUGAGCGAGAGCGAGACGUCAACGACCGCUUCCAGAACCCCCCCCGACACAGCAGCGCUGGUUCCAUCCCUAUCCACCAGCCUGUUGCAUCGAGAAUCUCUGGCGCGAUACACAGCCCGGGCGGCCUUUUGGCAAACCACAAUGGCAAUCCGCCUGCCGGACACCUCAGUGGGCACUCGGCCCCGGUAGCCAGUUUUGGCGGUCCCUUAGUGCCGAGCGACCAACAUGGACGCCAGGUCCAGCAUGGCGGACAGAGCAAUGACAACCCUCAUCAGAUAUUCCCAUCGAUGGCACCUCAUCCCCCGGUCGCGGCCGGAACACCGCAGGGGGCUGGUGCUGCCGGUUCGGCUGCCGGUGCUGUCUUCGGUGCGCCCAUGCCCCAAGGCCAACCGCAGCAGCAACACCAAGAAGGCCCGCGAGGGGGGCAGCAAGGCGGCGCACCGUUCAGGGCAGUCACGCUGGGCCAGCAUCAGAUCCCUGGGAGCAUGAACCAAGGCCAGCAGCCUAUUCUCAAUGAUGCUCUCACCUAUCUUGACCAGGUCAAGGUCCAAUUCCACGACCAGCCAGAUGUCUACAACCGAUUCUUGGAUAUUAUGAAGGAUUUCAAAAGCCAGGAGAUUGAUACACCGGGUGUAAUCAACCGAGUUUCGGAGCUCUUCGCUGGUCACCCCAACCUUAUUCAAGGGUUCAAUACUUUCCUGCCUCCCGGCUACCGAAUCGAGUGCGGCGCAGGCAACGACCCGAAUACUAUAAGAGUUACGACCCCCAUGGGCACUACAAUGCAGUCGAUCGCCGGUCGCGGAAGCCAGACUGAAAGUACGGCUGGAGGUCAACCUCCACCAUUCCAAGAUCGGAGCCAAUGGCAACGCCCGCAGCGCAGCAUCGAGAGCCCAGAAGCCACUUUCAGCACCCCUGUACAGAACACGGCAAACCUUUUUGCACAGGCAGCGGCUCAGAAUGGGCUUUUCGAAGGCUCAGCAGCCUCCCAGCAGCGCGCUGUUGCCCAGAUCCAGGGCGCACUGGAUGCGCAGCUUAAACCUCGAGGCGCUCAAACGCCUACGCCCACUUCCGGCCCGGUUCCUGUAAACGGUGCCGCAGGUAAUGGCAACCAGGCCAACAUGAAUGCCCGUGGCCCAGUAGAGUUCAAUCAUGCGAUCAGUUAUGUGAAUAAGAUCAAGAACCGAUUUCAAGACAAACCCGAAAUCUACAAACAGUUUCUGGAGAUCCUCCAGACAUAUCAGCGGGAACAGAAGCCCAUCCAGGACGUUUAUGCUCAGGUUACUAACCUGUUCCACGAGGCCCCGGAUCUUCUUGAAUCAUUCAAGCAGUUUCUCCCAGAGUCAGCUGGUCAGGCCAACAAAGCGACCCCGGGUCGUGCUGAGGACCCAGCUUUGGGCCAAGUACACACGCCACAGGCUGCAGCGCGUGACGGUCAGAAGAUGCCUCCUCUAGGCAGUUUCGCUCCGCCUCCUAGUACAAGCAAGGACAACAAGAAGCGGCCUCGUGUUGCUGAAAAGGCAAGCCCGGCUUCAGGCCCAUCAACCGUGGAGCCUGCUGUGGCCAACCGACUUGCGCAGCCGACUGCGAUCAACGGGAACAAGCGUCCGAAACUCAGCCAUGCCAGAGGCACUGUUGACGGAUCCAACGCUGUCGAAUCUACUCUUACGCCAAUUAUCCCUGAGCCUUACCCUCCACGCCCGGCUUCCACAUCGACACAAGAUGAAAUUGCCUUCUUUGAGCGUGUGAAGAAAUAUUUGGGCAAUCGAUCAUCCAUGAAUGAGUUUCUUAAGCUAUGUAAUCUGUUCAGCCAGAACAUCAUCGACAGAAACACACUCUUCCACAAGGGUGUCCAGUUCAUUGGCGCCAAUCCGGAUUUGUUGAGUUUUUGGAAGAUGUUUGUCGGCUUUGAAACUCAGGAUGUAGUUAUCGACAACCGCCCCGCUCCUCCUACUGAGAAGCUUUCGCUGAGCAAUUGCCGUGGUUACGGACCAAGUUACAGGCUCCUGCCAAAGCGGGAACGCCUCAAGCGGUGCAGUGGCCGUGACGAGCUCUGCCAAUCUGUUCUCAACGAUGAAUGGGCCUCCCACCCUACCUGGGCGUCGGAGGAUUCGGGAUUCGUUGCGCAUCGAAAGAACCAGUUCGAGGAAGGACUCCACCGAAUCGAAGAGGAGCGUCAUGAUUACGACUUCUAUAUCGAAGCGAAUCUCAAAUGUAUUCAGCUCCUGGAGCCUCUUGCUCAACAGAUGUUGGCCAUGUUGCCAGCAGAGCGAGAGCUGUUCCAUAUGCCUAGUGCCCUUGCUGGCCAAAGCACUUCGAUCUUCAAGCGAAUUUCCAAGAAGAUUUACGGUGACCGAGGUAUUGAUGUUGUCAAUGACCUUUACAGCCAUCCCUUCGACGUUGUUCCUGUGCUCCUGGCACGUAUGAAGCAAAAAGAUGAGGAAUGGCGAUUCUCUCAGCGUGAGUGGGAGAAGGUCUGGCACUCUCAAACAGAAAACAUGUACCUCAAGAGUCUCGAUCAUAUGGGCAUUCUUGUCAAGUCGACCGACAAGAGAAAUCUGACCGCGAAGCAUCUUGUCGAUGUCAUCAAAACUAAGCACGAAGAGCAGCGCCGCGAGCGUGCCCUCAAGGGCAAAGCACCACGAGAUCAAUUCGAGUGGGACUUUAGCGACAAAGAUGUCAUCGUUGAACUGCUCCGGUUCGCAAUGCUCUAUAGCUUGAACAACGGGCAGCACAGCUUCCAGGAGAAGGAGCGCAUUCUCGAGUUCUUCGAGAUGUUCAUCCCUGCUUUCUUCGACAUCUCCGAGGAAUCCAUUCUUGACAAGCUCCCCAAAAUGCAGCUCGACUCCGGCGAAGAGGAGAUCGAGGAUCAUACUCCUGCAGAGCUGACCAAUGGCCGCAGCCGUCGCAACGGGAAGAAAGGAGAUCUUCUUAGAGGGGUACUGGAUCCCGGACGCAACGGAAGCAAGCCUAGAAACCAGAAGGAGGACAGCACGGCUUCGGGUAGCAAGGAAACCACGCCAGAUGUCAAUUCCGCCAAUGAAGAAGAAAUGCCUGAUGCACCUGAUGAGAGCCUCCCUGAGGUGUCCAACGAGCGGUGGAUGCCUAGUAUCCCGAAGCCGGUUGUCGUUGGAGAGAAUAACGGUCUUCUGGAUACGGAUAGCAACCUCAAGGCUGAUGGUCUUUUCAAGCGCAAGUGGUAUCAUCUGUUUGCGAACCAGACUAUCUUUGUCUUCUUGAGCAUCUUCCACAACCUGUAUGCUCGUCUCAGGGAUAUCAAGGAGAGCAAGGAAAGCGCCCUUAAUGAGGUUAAGCGCCUAAACCGUGACAAGCCCGCUCGAGAUAUCGGCCUGACAGAAAACUACAUGGCCUUUUUCCAGCCUGAUGAAGAUCCCGAGACAUACUGGCCGAAGACUGUGGAACUCAUUGAAGAGUACAUCAGUGGCGAUGUCGACGAAAACCGAUACCAAGAGGUCUUGCGUCAUUAUUACCUGAAGAACGGAUGGAAGCUAUACACGCUCCAAGACCUGCUGAAGACCCUCUGCCGUCUUGCUCUUACCUGCAGCAGCCAGGACAGCAAAGAGAAGAGUCCUGACUUGAUCCAUCAGCAUAUCAACAGCCGAGAGAAGCAGGAGACUAGCUAUCAGACUGAGAUCAGCGCAAGAAAGUUUGCGGAGAAGUGUGUAAAGGACGGGGAGUUGUUCACUAUCCGAUGGUUCCCUGAAGAGGCCAAGGCCACAGUUCGCUGGUUGCAGAGGGAUGAAACUACAUUCUACACGGAUGAUAUGCAACUUCGCGAGCGCUGGCAGUACUAUAUCUCGUCUUUCAUUAGGAUUGAGCCAACAGAAGGCGUUCCACGAUCAAGACUGCAAAGAGUUGUUCUUGCACGAAACUUGCCCUCGGGUGAUGCCGACUCUGAUGAUGGAGCUUCUCCCAAGCGACUUUCUUAUGAGGAAAACUUGACUAUCAGCAUCUGUUUGAGAACGUCCAAGAUGAUCUGGGGCCCCGGAACAUCGGAGUAUUUCGUCUAUGACCAGUCUCCGAAAACCAAGGAGCAGCGAGAGCGUCGUGAAAAGUUCACCAGGGCUUUGAGCAACCAUCGUGAGCUGGAACUGACCAAGAAGUUCGUCCACAACCCAGCCUGGGCGAAAGACUUGAGUCCCGAGGAGGUCCAGGAACAGAAUAGCAACUUCCGGAAGUGGAUGGACGAUGGAACUCCUCCCCCAAAGCCACUGAGUGAAGUGGAUGGGGAGUAG